Schistosoma mattheei is the source of this 630-nucleotide messenger RNA. The record is from the annotation of a GenBank genome assembly. NCBI's taxonomy places the organism in Eukaryota, Metazoa, Platyhelminthes, Trematoda, Strigeidida, Schistosomatidae.
AUGGCCGUUGUAUUCGUUACUGUUGGCACGACUUCAUUUGAUGGGCUGAUUAAUGAGGUCAAUAAAGUCGAAUUCCAUAAAGGUCUUUCAAGAUUGGGAUAUAAAGAUCUGAUCAUACAAUAUGGAAGUGGAUCUAUCACACCCCGUAUUCCGGAAGACAUUUGUGCCGAAAAUACUGAACAUUUGUCUACAACUCCCUUCUUACGCAUGAAAUCCUUUCGAUACAAAGAUUCCCUUGUUGAUGAGUUUAAAAGUGCAUCAUUAGUUAUUAGUCAUGGCGGUGCAGGCACUUGUAUCCAGGCUCUUACUCCAUUUGGAAGUCGCCGACUAAUUGUCGUUGUAAAUGAAACGUUGAUGGAUAAUCAUCAGGAGGAACUUGCACUUGCUCUCUUGCACGGAAAACAUGCUCUCGUUUGUACUCCUGCAUCACUUAACCAUUUGAUAUGGACAGGUGAUGAGUCCACUUAUUCUUCUCAGUUUUUAUGCAAUAAGGAUAUGCCGUUGGCUGAAAUUAAGAGGUUAUUGGGUCCUGAAAUUCCACCAGAGCAAGCUGGCUUUGUUGGAUUUACUCGUGGUUCUCCAGAAAAACUGUUGCCAUACAUUGAAGAACGCUUAUCGACUUUUUCCUGA